Centrocercus urophasianus (Greater sage-grouse) is the source of this 1737-nucleotide messenger RNA. RefSeq names its product solute carrier family 5 member 7 (gene SLC5A7). The transcript has 8 exons. Gene Ontology annotation, cellular component: synapse; plasma membrane; perikaryon. The record is from RefSeq and is a predicted model, not a curated record. The coding region runs from base 1 to 1737 and encodes 578 amino acids. Gene Ontology annotation, molecular function: choline:sodium symporter activity. Gene Ontology annotation, biological process: synaptic transmission, cholinergic; acetylcholine biosynthetic process; transmembrane transport. NCBI's taxonomy places the organism in Eukaryota, Metazoa, Chordata, Aves, Galliformes, Phasianidae.
AUGCCUUUCCAUGUGGAGGGACUGGUGGCCAUAGCUGUGUUUUACCUGGCUAUCCUGGCAGUUGGGAUAUGGGCUGCUUGGAAAACCAAGAACACCGGCAGCGAUGGAGAUCGCAGCGAAGCUAUUAUCGUCGGCGGAAGAGACAUUGGCUUGCUAGUUGGUGGAUUUACAAUGACCGCCACAUGGGUUGGAGGAGGUUACAUCAACGGGACUGCAGAAGCUGUGUAUGUCCCAGGCUACGGUCUAGCUUGGGCUCAGGCACCUAUUGGAUAUUCCCUUAGUCUGGUCUUAGGUGGUCUGUUUUUUGCAAAACCUAUGCGAUCCAAAGGCUAUGUGACAAUGUUAGACCCUUUUCAGCAGCUUUAUGGAAAAAGGAUGGGAGGACUCCUGUUUAUUCCAGCUCUAAUGGGAGAAAUGUUUUGGGCUGCUGCCAUCUUCUCUGCCUUAGGUGCCACAAUAAGUGUGAUCAUUGACAUUAAUGUCAAUCUUUCAGUCAUUAUUUCUGCCCUUAUUGCAACUCUGUACACUCUUGUGGGUGGGCUUUAUUCUGUGGCCUACACUGACGUCGUUCAGUUGUUCUGCAUCUUCCUUGGGCUGUGGAUCAGCGUACCCUUUGCAUUGUCCAAUCCUGCAGUGACAGACAUUGGUUUCACAGCUGUGCAUGAGGUGCACCAAGCACCUUGGCUCGGAACUAUUGGCUCACUUAACAUUUACACCUGGCUGGACAAUUUCCUUUUGCUGACAUUCGGAGGUAUCCCAUGGCAAGCAUAUUUCCAGCGAGUUCUUUCCUCAUCUUCUGCCACAUAUGCUCAAGUUUUGUCAUUUCUGGCUGCUUUUGGCUGCAUUGUGAUGGCAAUUCCUGCAGUACUCAUCGGCGCAAUUGGAGCAUCCACAGCCUGGAACCAGACUGAAUAUGGUGUUCCUGACCCUAUUGCUAAUAAAGAAGCGGAUAUGAUUUUACCAAUUGUGCUCCAGUAUCUUUGCCCAGUCUACAUUUCAUUCUUUGGCCUCGGUGCUGUAUCUGCUGCUGUCAUGUCAUCAGCUGACUCUUCAAUUUUAUCAGCAAGUUCUAUGUUUGCUCGGAACAUUUACCAGCUCUCAUUUCGGCAAAAUGCCUCAGACAGGGAAAUCGUAUGGGUCAUGAGAAUCACUGUUUUUCUCUUUGGAGCAUCAGCGACAGCAAUGGCGCUGCUGGCAUCAUCAGUGUACGGCCUGUGGUACCUCAGCUCUGAUCUUGUUUAUAUCAUCAUAUUCCCCCAGCUCUUGUGUGUGCUGUUUAUUAAAGGAACCAACACCUAUGGUGCCAUUGCAGGAUACUUAUUUGGCCUUGUUCUCAGAAUAACUGGAGGAGAACCAUACCUCUACCUUCAGCCCUUGAUCUACUAUCCUGGUUGCUAUCCUGAUGAAAAUAAUAUCUACGUCCAGCGAUUCCCAUUUAAAACACUUGCAAUGCUUACCUCCUUCUUUACUAACAUUAUAGUCUCCUACUUAGCCAAAUACUUAUUUGAGAGUGGGACUUUGCCACCAAAGCUGGAUUUCCUUGAUGCUGUGGUUGCGAGGUACAGUAGAGAACAUAUGGACAAAGCAACACUUGUAAAGAGUGACAAUAUUGUAUUAAAUGAACUCGCACCUGUGAAUCCACGACACAGUCUAACUUUGAGCUCAACUUUCACAAACAAGGAAGCCUUUAAUUAUGUUGAUUCAAGUCCAGAUCUGUCCAACACUGAAGAUAAUUAA